GUAGUUGAACGUACCUCAUCAUCUUGCACUUCUGCGCUUCUUUGUGCCAGACCGUUGACGAUUUGUUUGUUCUUGGCGUAGCGUUUGCUCCCUUACAUCAUCGACUCUCCAACGCCCUUUCUUCAGAUGGCCGAUCCAAACAACCAACUACGCCCCUCGAGUAUGGCGGACUCGGAAAAGACCGCCACACCUAGCGUUCCACCUGCUGUCACAGAGGAGAAGAAGGGUCCUGUUGAAAUAGUGCUUCCUGCCACCACAACUGCCGUUGAUGCUACACGGCCUAUCACCGGUGAAAAGGCAUUGACUUCACGACCCGACUCGGCAGUCGUCCCUACGGAAGAAGAGGAGGACAGUUUCGAGUACCCGACCAAAUGGAAGCUGGCAGCAAUCAGUAUUGCAUUGUGUCUGAGUGUGUUUUGCAUGGCUCUCGAUAACACAAUCAUCGCAACCGCUAUUCCUCGCAUCACGGACGACUUCAAGGCCCUUAACGAUGUUGGCUGGUAUGGAUCAUCCUACCUGCUCACCACUUGCGCGACGCAACUCUUCUAUGGAAAGCUGUACACUUUCUUCUCGAUCAAAUGGGUCUACCUCAUUGCGCUCUUCAUCUUCGAACUCGGCUCCUUGAUCUGUGGUGUUGCGCCAAACUCGAUUGCUCUCAUCAUUGGUCGUGCGAUUUCUGGUGUAGGUGCGGCUGGUAUCUUCUCUGGAGCCAUCUUGAUCAUCUCGGUCACUGUGCCGCUGCGCCAACGCCCAACAUACAUGGGACUCAUUGGUGGCAUGUACGGUAUUGCGUCUGUUGCUGGUCCACUUAUGGGAGGAGCCUUUACCGACCAUCUUUCAUGGCGAUGGUGCUUCUACAUCAACCUUCCUUUCGGUGCUGUCACAGCAGCUUUCAUCGUCCCCUUCCUCAAUGUCAAGCGCCGCGGCGCCAAGGUCCAGGCUACAUGGAAGCAACAACUCCAGAAGUUCGAUCUUCCCGGUACUGCGUGCUUUUUGCCAGCCAUCAUCUGCUUGUUGCUUGCUCUCCAGUGGGGUGGCAGCAAGUAUGCAUGGGGCAGCGCGCGCAUCAUUGUGCUUCUCGUCCUCUUCGUUCUCUUAGUCUGUGGAUUCAUUGCCAUCCAGUGGUGGAAGCAGGAGGAUGCUACUGUCCCCCCUCGCGUUUUCCUCAACCGUAACGUAUGGGGCUCUGCAUGGUUUGGUGCCAUGCUGGGUGCAGCUUUCUUCCUCAUCGUCUACUAUCUCCCCAUCUGGUUCCAGGCAGUCAAGGGAGCAUCGGCUACCAAGUCUGGUAUCAUGAAUCUUCCCGCGAUUCUCGGUCUCGUCAUCAUCUCCAUGCUUGCUGGUGGCGCCGUGACCACUCUCGGAUACUACACGCCGUUCAUGCUCCUCUCUUCGGUUCUCAUGGCUAUUGGUGCUGGUCUGCUAUCAACCUUGGAGGUUGGCAGUGGAUCUGCCCUGUGGAUCGGUUACCAGUUCAUCUUUGGUGCGGGUGUCGGUUUUGGCAUGCAGCAAACCCUCGUGGCGGUUCAAACGGUGCUUCCUGUGGACGAUAUUCCCAUUGGUACUGCAAUCAUGAUGUUCUGCCAAACACUCGGGGGCGCUCUCUUCAUCUCGGUCGGCCAGAACGUCUUCACCAACCAGCUCAUCAAGAACCUCAGCAGCGUGGUACCGGAGCUCAACGCCCACAUCGUGCUCAGCGUCGGCGCAACAGAGCUCAAGCAUGUCAUUGAUCCCAGGUUCCUACCUGGUGUGCUCACUGCGUACAACACGACGCUGACGCAGACAUUCUACGUCUCAGUAGCAUGUGGUGCUAUGUCGAUUGUUGGUGCCGCGUUUGUGGAGUGGAAGUCGAUGAAGGGCAAGCAAAUACAAAUGCACGCAGCUUGAGCGAAGCCAACGGACCGAGAGGAUAAGACGGAAUCGACCGACCUAGGCCACUUUAAAGUGUAAUCCGACUUCACGAAUUAUUGGACGAUGUGAUCGUCUGUUGUAUGAUACCCCUUUUCGUCGGAAUUUUCUGCUGGCAAGUCAGCACUAGUAUAGGGUACAAGCGCGGCGUCCGGUUGGUUUGGCA
Messenger RNA from Pyrenophora tritici-repentis Pt-1C-BFP, 2074 nucleotides. RefSeq names its product AraJ, Arabinose efflux permease. Lineage: Eukaryota; Fungi; Ascomycota; Dothideomycetes; Pleosporales; Pleosporaceae. The record is from RefSeq and is a predicted model, not a curated record. Gene Ontology annotation, molecular function: transmembrane transporter activity. Gene Ontology annotation, cellular component: plasma membrane. Gene Ontology annotation, biological process: transmembrane transport.